AUGGAGGUUCAAGAUGACCUUCAGAAGUGUGAAGUGAAAAAUAUCAACUUGAAAGGAAAUGUAAAAGCUGUGGAUAUUAGCGACCUCAAAACAGCAAUUGAAAGAACUGAACUUGGGCUGAGAAAACAUGCUGAAAAUUAUUUACAUGAUUUAAACAGACAAGCGUUAACUAUUUCUUCUACUGAUAAUAAAGAAGUACAUUCAAAAGAGCCCCCUAAAUGGGGCCUUCAUUUUGGUGCUUCUCAGAAACAGCUUAUUUUACCACGAGUACCUGUUGAGCCCGUGACUGUCCAGGCAUACAGCAAAUCAGCACUACGUGUUUCUCAAAGUUCACAGCAGCAGCUGGAAAUGGAUAUGAAAAUUAUGCUUGACCCAGAGAACAUCAGUAAUACAGCUGUUUUAAAACAACAGAACUAUGAGACUAGGCUGCCACUUAUAACUAAGAAAAAAUCUGCUCCUAUGUGUAGUCAGAAGAUAGGGAAAGGUCAUACAGUUAGCAACCUUUGCGGUUUGCCUGCCUCUCACCACAUGGGUUCUCCCUUACCCCUGUUAGAAGAAGAUAGAAGGAAAGGUAUUCUGAGCCUAACUGAACUAAGGCUUAUCCCUCCAGCAGCAAAGAUAACUCUCCAGACACCUCCUGUUGUAUCCAAAGCAGCAUCUUUCCAUGAAUUUCACAAGCAGCACAAGAAGUCAGCUGUAGGAGAGAUUAGUAGUAGGGUGGACCCGGAGAAUAUUGACACCAUCACCUUCCCAAACUCAAAGGAAGCAAUUUAUGGCAAAUACUUCUCUAGUAAAGGUAACAUUGUACCACUUCCAUCCAGCAGUUCCAUGGUUUCAGCAAGGAAAUCAAAGCCAGCAUGGACGUAUCCAGCUCAACAGUUGGAAUCUGACCUGCAGAUUCCCUCUCAAACACAGUCCUUACAGGAUCUGUGCUUUGAUUGUGACAUUGCUGUUUACCAUGGCACGAUAGAUCAGAAAGCUCCAGGCUUUCUGGCAUUCAAGCAACAUUAUUGUUUAUCCUGGGGGAGCAUUGUCUCUUUUUUGGAACAUACAGAAAAGCUUCUCAAGGACUAUGCUGUACCAUUGGCUACAAUAAACUGUAAAAAGUUGGCGGAAGUUGCAUCAGACUUUGAGCUUAAUGAGAAUCCCACCAAAAGUGACAUUCUGUCAGUGAUAAAGAAUCAAUCAACUGUGGAAAAGAUCUUAAAUCGACCUGGCCAAAGAUACAAAGGCCAAGGGGGUGCUGAAAUGGCUGCUACAAAGAUCCAAACAACAUGGCGAUGUUAUCAGGCCAGAAAAGCCUAUGUCCAUUUCAGGCAGCAGCAGUGGGCAUCAGGUGUGAUUGCCAUUUCUUGGCUCUUGCAUAAUCACAUGGCACAUGUGAAAAAGACCCUGAAGGAAUCACGUCAGAGACACCUGGAGAAUUUUUACAUCAGGGCCAAGCAUCUGGCAGCCAACUGGAAUCGCAUCAGGACCUCCAGGAGGACUAUUAUCCAUAUCCCAUCAUUAGGAAUUUGUAUAUGCAUGCGUAGGAGGCUGCAGUAUUCAAGUGGAAAUUUUCCCUUAAUGAGGAAGAAAAAUAUGCAGAUGGGAAGGCUGUGUGACAUACUGGAUGCCAACGUGGACGUCAUCUACAUCUGCCCCCUUCAUCUGAGUGAGGAGUUACUGCAGUAUUACAAUAAACUCCUGGGUCUGCAGGCAGCUGUUAGAUCUGGGAAGCCUGAGGACAUGGGUGACCUGCAGGACAGGUUCAAAAUUCUCACCCCUGAAGCUAUAAACAGCUUCCCUAAGCAUCACAUGUGCCUAGCCACUCAGCUGAAGUACAGUCCCAAGACGAUCAAAAGAAUAAAAAUUCUUAUCCAGAGCAAAGAUGCCUACAUUAUUGGAGGGGUUCCCCACAAAGAUGAUUUAGCAGUGGCUGACAUGCUAAAUGUGCCUAUAUUAGGCUCGGUGCCAGAAGUGGCUCAUCUCUAUAGUACCAAGUCUGGAAGUAAACGAAUUUUUACCAGUGCUUGUGUGCCAACCCCUCCUGGAGAAUCUGACAUCUACAACAAUGAACAGAUGAUUAGUGCUCUCAGUCAGCUGAUCCUUGACAACAUGGAAGUGCGGCGUUGGUUGUUUAAAGUGAAUGAUGAAUCUGGAGGAAAUGGCACUGCCUAUUGUGAUAUUAUUUUGCAUUUGAAAUGCUAUCACUGGGUUCAAAAGGAACGUCAGAGAUACAGCCCUGAGAUAUGGAGUAAGAAGUGGGCACAUGAGCCAGCUUUGGUGAAGAUCUCCCAGGAGCUGACGGGCCUUUUAGCACCACGUACACAGCCAGUCAAUGAGAAACGAUUCCCUACAUGGGAAAAAUUCCUCCAAACAUUUCUUAGUCAAGGUGGUGUGAUAGAAGCUUUCCCGCUCUCAGAGAAUGUCACAAACCUUACGGUGGAUAUGCUGAUAGAGCCAACAGGCAAGAUAAAAAUAGUGUCAUCUGGAGACCAGCUCCAUGCUGACGGUCCUUUGCGAUCAUCUGGCACUACCAUUCCACAAUGUUCUGUUGAUCCAGCAGUUCUUAAUUCACUCUGCUUAAAAAUUGGAGAAACCUGUAAAUCUAAAGGAGUGCUUGGUUACUUCUCAGUUGAUUUUGUGACUUUCAUCCACCCACAAACGAUGGAGCAGCAGGUAUGGGCAACAGACCUUGACCUCUGCUAUAGUGACCAGCUGGCCUUGACUCAGCUCAUGUUGUACAUGACAGAUGGAAAUCUGGAUUGUCGCUCUAGCCGCUUUGAAGUAUCUCUUGGUUCAAAUAAAAUGAAAAGCCAAUGUAUUCAGCAUGAGGAGACAAAAACUCCUUCUCCAGUAAGCAACCGGUGUGCAGUAGCAAGCAGCCAACUGAGGCACUCCAGCCUUUCAGUAAUCUACUAUAAUGUUCUCCUCCAGAUGUGUAAAGCUCGUGGUGUUGGAUUUGACCUCCAGGAAAAACAGGGAACCGUUUUUAUAUUGUAUGAAGAUCAGCAGCGAUACAGAUUGGGAAUGAUAACAAUCGGAGAGGAUCUCCAGGGGGUCCUCAUGACCUUUGCUCGCAAUCUCUUCAUCAUCCAUCAAGAAAUAUCAGCACCUAAUAUGCAAGGCGAGACCAAUUUUAAGAUGGCAAUUCAAGAUAUUGAAGCAACUCUAGGAAUUACAGCAGAAAACAAACUGAAAUUGGAAGAAGAGCAACCUUCGAAAGCAGAUGCUCUGAAAGAAUAG
This is a messenger RNA of Aptenodytes forsteri (emperor penguin), 3228 nucleotides long. It is a transcript of the gene IQCH, whose product is annotated as IQ motif containing H. The transcript is spliced from 22 exons. The record is from RefSeq and is a predicted model, not a curated record. Gene Ontology annotation, molecular function: protein binding. NCBI's taxonomy places the organism in Eukaryota, Metazoa, Chordata, Aves, Sphenisciformes, Spheniscidae. Bases 1 to 3228 code for a protein of 1075 amino acids.